This is a messenger RNA of Racocetra persica, 679 nucleotides long. Lineage: Eukaryota; Fungi; Glomeromycota; Glomeromycetes; Diversisporales; Gigasporaceae. The record is from the annotation of a GenBank genome assembly.
UUCAGUUUUUGGAACAUGUUUUAUUGGAGACUUUCUCAAUCUCUCAUUCUAAUUUAGAUGACGUUAAGAAAGUAGUGUGGAACAAAGUACGGGAUGUUACUAUUUUUAGUAUGUUUUCUCGAUGGACAAAGUAUGUGAGAGGUGAUGGUGUUGCCGAAAUGGUUCAAUAUGGCUUUGCACAACUAGACAGUAUUGAUGGUCCAGCAAAUUCAACUAUGUUCCAAAAGGAUGCUAUCACAGUAUGCAUAGCAGAACUGCUUCCCAUCUUGGCAUUUAUAGAAUAUGUGAAAGAGAAUCCUAACAAUACUCCUGAAGUAAUCGAAAGUCAUCUUUUGCAAAAUCUAUGUUCUGUGCACUACAAUGCAUCAUGUGCUGGUUAUCUUUUUGAGCCUUAUUUAACUAUACCACUUGCUAAAUUGUUUAAUGGAAAAAGUUGCAAAAACCAUCCUUUAUUUGCCAACAUUUCCAAUAUUGAGAAACGAGAUUUGCUCUCUUAUAAUGCAACAAUUCGCAAUCUUAACCAUGACUUAACUAAACUUUGCUCAAAUGGUGAUAUAAAUACAUUUAAUUUAGUCCAUUUUCUUAAUAAUCCAACUACUGCUUUUUUCAUGCCAGAACGGAAUGCUGGACCAGAUUUAGUAUGCAUUGUUGAAUUCCAUUCCCAAAUGGCAUUAUUGAA